Molecule: messenger RNA, 4499 nt
Organism: Paralichthys olivaceus (Japanese flounder)
Lineage: Eukaryota; Metazoa; Chordata; Actinopteri; Pleuronectiformes; Paralichthyidae
Gene: ulk4
Product: unc-51 like kinase 4
Biological process (GO): protein phosphorylation
Molecular function (GO): ATP binding; protein kinase activity
Source: RefSeq, a predicted model, not a curated record
UUCAGCUUUUCCAGCGGGAUGCGUGUGGACUUAUAUUCUGAUUAAAUGCCCACACGUUACUCGUCAGGUUUGAACUGCUGUCUUGUUUUCUGUCUCGUCCUAAUGUCUCCAAUCUCAUGCAAAGUUACAGACCAACCGUUGAUCUGACCUGGACGCUCCAAGUCAACGUUACAGUGGAUUCAUCGCUUUGGAUGGAGAACUUCAUCCUGUAUGAGGAGGUCGGCAGAGGCAGCAGCUCUGUUGUGUAUAAAGGAAGAAGGAAGGGCAGUCUGAAUUAUGUGGCCAUCAUCUGCACUGACAAAGCCAAGAGACUGGAGAUCACUAACCAUGUUCGUCUCAGCAAUGAGCUGGAUCAUUCAAACGUAGUGUGCUUCUAUGAGUGGUUUGAGACAAGUAGCCAACUCUGGUUGGUAGUGGAGCUCUGCACAGGUGGUUCCAUGGAGUCUGUGAUUGCCCAGGAUGGAUAUCUGUUAGAAGAUGAAGUGAGGAGGAUUGGAUGGGACUUGGUCAAAGGACUGAAGCACAUCCAUGAAUCAGGAAUCAUUUUCUCUGACUUGACCCCUGCUAAGAUUUUACUGGAUGGUAGUGGGACCCUGAAGUUUGGUAACUUCUGUCUGUCUAAAGUAGAGGGAGAGUCUCUGGAGGAUUUCUUUACCUUGCUCUCUACAUCUGAGGAGGCAGGGGAGGAAGAUGGCAACGAGAACUUUCACAACAUGAGGAAAAGAUUACAAGGUUCUCCAGCCUACACUGCACCAGAGGUUUUACAAGGAUCAGAAAGUAGUAUGAGCUCAGAUCUCUGGGCUCUAGGCUGUAUACUGUUCUACAUGUACACUGGUAAACCUCCAUUCUCCUCUGAUAGCUACACUGAACUGGCAGACAUGAUUAUGAAUCAGGAGCCACCACCUCCCAGACAGUCAGUGUUGUCAGUCAGUCCUCCCAGUGAGGAAUUCCAGAGUCUUCUCAAAGCUUUGCUCAACAAAAACCCAGUGAAGAGGGUGGACUGGCCAGAGUUGCUGGAACAUCCUUUUUGGAUACCAGUACUGACGAAGGAAGAUGAUGUGGAAAAGGGAGACGAGGAGGCGGAUGAAGAAGACGAUGACUUUGUUGCCAUUGCUGCGUCUUUACACGCAUGGAUUCCUGAUCCUUUAUGUCCAGCACACUUAGAUCAGCGUCCCGACAGCCAGUCAGCCAUCACUGGUCAGAAACUAAUUUCAUCACAGACAACUCCUGCAACCACUGACAGACAAGUUGUCCGACACACUUCCUAUGGAGCCUUAAAGAACAGCCAGUGUUUGAACAGAAAGAUGGGGAAGACGAGCCAAGAGGAGGGGCAGGCAAAGGCUCAUGGUGACUCUGAGCUAGCUGGGUCCCAGCAGAUAUGCCACACACUGCAGCCCCAUAAGUCAUUCACACUAGAUACUGUGUCCGAGUUGAGGCCGAAGAGUGGUGUGAAUGAGGACGACACUGAGGCCGUUUUUCUGCUCAGCUCCCGUGCCAACUCAAGAAGGAGCUGCAGUACCUCAGACUCUCUGAUCCAGGACCCUGUACCUCAGGCCAGCACUGGCACUGACAUCACAUCUUGUGUGAAAAGUCUUCUCCAUACUGACUCUGACCUGACUGUCACCCCAAUCAUGGACAAUCCCAAGAUUCUCAAGAGUCCUCCUGUGCGAUUUGAUCCUAAAACACUUUGUGUUCCAACAUAUUCAGUUGAGAAGCUGCAGUCUCUGAAUGAGGAAGGCUGGACUGUGUUCCUCCUACAGCUUUGUUCCUCCCUUCAAGAACAGAAUCCCUCCACUCCUCUGUCCUCCUCCUCCUCCACUGCUACUCCUCCACCUUCUUCCACAGCAGCUCGCUCCAAACUCAACCUGCUCUGUUACCUCUGCUGUGUGGCUGGACACAAAGUUAUUGCUAACAGGCUGAUUAACUCACCACUGCUGUCAGUGUUGACCCAGCAAUUACGACAUGCUCUUAAUUGGGAUAUGCGAAGCAAGGUUCUCAGAGUGAUGGGUCUACUGGCUCUGCAUUGUACCGAACUUGGAGAGGAGAGUCCUGUUUCUGAGGCUGUGUCCACAUUAUCAGACCUGUUGAGGGAUAAUCUGAAGAACAGUAAAGUAAAGCAUGUCCUGCUGCCACCACUUGGGGAGUUUCUGUACCUCAUCGCAUCUCAGGAAGAGAAGAGAGGCUCCCCAGAGGGACUGUGGUUCGUUCCCGCUGCCGCCUACACUGGCUUAAUGAGGAGCCUGCGGGAAGGGGAUGAUUCCGUGGUUCAUCACAUUGCUGCAAAAGCCAUUGAGAACAUCUCCACCACUGUUUCUGGAUCCUCCCACCACCUGUCCACCACAGAGAUGGGCUCGGCCCUGUGGUACCUGUUCACUCACUCCACUGUGGAGGCUGUCAGACUCACCGCCAUCUCUUCUCUUUCCAGACUAACCCGGGUGGUCCCAGCAGUCUUCUCAGCUGUGAUUGACACAUGCGGCCCUGCGGCCAUCUUGGAGGGUGUGGCUGGAGCAGGGGCCAGGGUCCAGCAGCACCUGCUCACUGCUAUGGCGGCUGCCUUAGUCACCUCACGCAUGCAAACACACCGCGUCACCCAGAACGAGGAUUUGGUGAUGAAGGUGCUCCGCUGUCUAGAGAGUCCAUCCAUCGUAACAAGAGCCAAAGCAAUACUGCUACUGCUGCCACUGAUACAAGACAACUUGCACACACUGCUUUACUGCUGUAAUCACAGAUUCAUCAUUUACUUGGAAAGAGACCUGCGCAAAGCCACACCUCUCAAAGUAAACCCCGGCCAAUCAGGAUACCUUGCUCAGUGUCUGGACUUACUGAUUGGAUAUCUGACCAGCGUUUCACCACGGAUACUGGACGACAUCUUAUGUGCAUUGAGAGAUGUGAAUGGCAGGAUUCACCCAUCUGCAGCUCAGAGCAGACAGCUUAAACACACCUUGCCUACAAUGCAUGUUGUGCUGGAACUUCUUUCGUCACAGGUCUUUCGAUCUCAAAUUGUGACUGACGAGUUUCUGGCUCAAUUUGGAUUGCUUCUUAACUAUGUCACCUCUAUAGAGUCCAAUGAAACAAACCCGGCUAGUGCUGUGGGUGCAGUAAUAUUUGAUGAGUUGAUCAAGACAUGUCUGUCCAUCGUGACAGUCCUGAGUCAGCACCACGCUCUCAUCACUUCACAUCAUCGUGCUGUUGUGGAUGCCAUCCUGCCUCCUCUGAUAACACUGGCUUUCAGCAGAAAUGUGGAGUGGUCCGUGUUUGUUUUGAGGGAGCUGUCCGAACUCAGUCUCGCCCUGUUGGUUCAGGAUGGUGAUAGUCGUAAUAAUGAUGAGACGACCAAAGAAAAAAAAGAGAGAGGAGAGGAAGGAGGAAAGGAAGCAGAGAAAAUGAAUGAAGAGAACUCUUCCAGUCAAAUACUAGCUCUCAUCACUGACUCUCUGCUUCCAAGGUAUGAAUCUCUUCUUCAAGCUGCAGAGCCUGUCCCACUCUACGCACUCAAACUGCUGGUAUCAGUGACGGAAUACAGCAGGCAGAUCUGCAGGUUGAUCAAACGCAGUAGGGUGCUACCAACAGUUUUUCAGCUCAUUAUGGCCAAUAGAAGUAAUGUUAACAGUGGGAUGGUCCAAAAUGCAGUUGCCUUGCUGUGUAACCUCACUGAAGAUUUAGUCUUAGACCUGGAGCCACUCCACCAGCAAGGCCUGAUAGAGUUGGUCGUGAGUACCUUCUCGGAGGCUGCAGUGGUGUACCUGGACGAAGACUGGCAUGCCACAAGGAGGAUCGGCCAUCUUGUGUUAAAAGCUCUUCUGGAACUGCUUCACAACACACUAAAACAAACAUCACAUGUCGUCCGCUCUGCACUGAAGAGCCAGAGGCUAUCUUGUCCAGCAGUAGACAUGGAGGCAGCAGAGAAUCUGCUCCAAGCCAACAGACCCCUGAGCCAACUCAGCACACACCUCAUUCACAUGCUGUCCACUGAAAACCAAGAAGUGUGGGAGGAAUCUAUUCAAUGUCUGUCCCUAUUGGCUCAGCUGUACGGUGGAGAGGGUCAUGACUGCCUGUCACCUUCGUGCUUGCAAAGCUUCUCUCACGUGCUCUGCACACACAUGCACACCAUGACCCCCAAAAUACAGCGCACAACCCUGAGGAUCAUCAAACGGCUGGUGCAGACUACAGACAGAUCUGAUUGGUUAGAAUGCCCUGAAGGGGAGGAGUUAGCGAGGCUAAUACAGGAUAUAACCACGUCUAAGAGGUGUCACGGUGAUGUGGUUCUGCUGGCUGCUGAAAUCCUCCAGGAGAUCACUGGAUCCUAGAAGCUUCUCAUCUUCACCGACGGUCCGCAGUGUGCAACUCUUUACCACCACAACUUCAGAAGAUCCUGAUGAUAAGCUAGUUAUUAGAUAUUUCACUUCUUCAAAUAACUUGUGUCUUCAAUUAAUCUUUCAGUAGAUAUGUUUGUUCUUUGGAGAUGUCAGUUUUGGAUUAAAAAUGACGUUGGAUAUGAA